GAAAGCCAGAAGAUCGUGAAACCUGCCGAAGUAGAAUUCUUCGUAAUAAUGGUUUCUUUUAUAUGUAAUGUAUGUGGUCAAACAGUCCGAAAAGCUCAGGUAGAAAGACACUAUCAGAACGACUGCCGUAAUUGCGAAGUUCUGUCGUGCAUCGACUGUGGGAGGGACUUCCACGGUGAUGAGUACACUUCGCAUACAUCGUGUAUAACUGAGGCAGAGAAGUAUCAAGGAAAGCUCUAUAAACCAAAGGAUAGACAGAAUAAAGGUGAACACAAGCAGCAAGAAUGGCUUAAGCAAGUGAGAGAGGCAUCAAGAUCCCAAAAGUUGGAUCCACGUUUGUCUAACCUUCUGGACAGAAUUAGUGAAUAUUCCAAUAUUCCAAGAAAGAAAGUUAAAUUCCAAAAUUUCUGCAAGAAUAGCAUUGGUGUGCGAGAUGAUGCAACUUUGGACAAGCUGUGGAACCUUUUCUCAGAGAGUACAAAGAAUUCACAAGAACAGGGUGUGACUAGCAGCAAUGGUGUUGUUGACCAUGAAAAAAGCAAUGGAUCAUCUUUUCAAAGUAAUGCUGAAGACCAAUGCAAUGGAGAUUCUACAAAACACACAGUAAAAGAAAAGAAUCACGAAGUUGAUGACGGCAAUGUUGAACAGAACUCAAAAGAUAGGAGAGAUAAAAAGACUAAAAAACACAAGGAAAGGAAAAAAUUUAAAGACAUUGACUCUUUUGAAAGUGAGCAGAGAAUAAAGGAAAAGAAAUACAAAAGCGACUCACAUGGGAAUGCAGAAGAGUUAGAUAAACUUGUUGAUACUGAAAAUGAACAGAAAAGAAAAAGAAAAAGAAAUGAAGAGGAAGAUGGUAAAGGUGAACCUCAACAAUCCAAGAUAUUAAAAAUGGAAAGUGAAGGAAUAAAUGGUGAUAAAAAUCAAUUUAAUUGGAAAUCUACAAUUAAGGCAGUCUUGAGGCAAGCUCCUGAUCAAGAAUUACCAAUCAAAAGAUUAAGGAAAAAGGUUUUGGCAGAAUUUGAAGCAAGAGGAGCUAAUACAAGAAAUCUUUCUGAUAAUGAACUAAGAGCUCUAUUUGAGAAAAAGAUAACAAAAAAUCCUAAAUUUAAGGUUCACAAAGACAGAGUGAAACUUGUCAAAUAAGGAAUUUUCUACUUAACUCUCAUUUAUUUUUCAGUGAGUCUGGUGUUUUGUGAAAGUUGUUCUUUUUGAAACAAUGUAGUUUAUAUUCAUUUAAUAAAAAGGAGAACACAAGUGA
This is a messenger RNA of Pocillopora damicornis (cauliflower coral), 1258 nucleotides long. Its product is annotated as cell growth-regulating nucleolar protein. Gene Ontology annotation, biological process: rRNA processing; negative regulation of transcription by RNA polymerase II. The record is from RefSeq and is a predicted model, not a curated record. Lineage: Eukaryota; Metazoa; Cnidaria; Anthozoa; Scleractinia; Pocilloporidae. Gene Ontology annotation, cellular component: nucleolus. Gene Ontology annotation, molecular function: DNA binding.